Molecule: messenger RNA, 7524 nt
Organism: Orussus abietinus
Lineage: Eukaryota; Metazoa; Arthropoda; Insecta; Hymenoptera; Orussidae
Gene: Antp
Product: homeotic protein antennapedia
Exons: 3
Coding region: 618-1688 (356 amino acids)
Biological process (GO): negative regulation of transcription by RNA polymerase II; anterior/posterior pattern specification
Cellular component (GO): nucleus
Molecular function (GO): DNA-binding transcription factor activity, RNA polymerase II-specific; RNA polymerase II cis-regulatory region sequence-specific DNA binding
Source: RefSeq, a predicted model, not a curated record
GCUCCCGGACGCCGUCGGCGCCGACGGCGAGCUGACCGCGCUCCUAGCACUUCGCACCUCGCAAUCAUCUUGCCAUGAACUGCGACGACCAAGGACUGCGACGACAUCGACACCUGGACCUGGCCCUGGCUCCGGACCACACCGACUGCUAGCCGCACGACCACACGGUGCGGCGUAGCGUCCUCAGCGCGUUGGACGGAAUCGCGGAAGACUUCCGGAGCGGCAGGGCGAAUUGAAGGGCACCACCCGACCGGCCUCCGAAGAAGAACUCUGUGACGACCGCUCCCCAAAAAUUGCGAUCCCUCCCCCGAUCUUCGCCCCCCCUAGUGGUCCGGUCUCGGUGGUGAAACGGUGAUCCACCCGGACGGAGUGGUCUCAGGCCGCUCGAAAGUGCGAGGACGUCGCGAAGGAGUGCGCGUAUCCGAUCGAGUGCGAGGUGGAGGUGCGGCAGAAGUGCGGAAGUGUCGGUGAACGCGGACGCGGGGUAAGCCAGGGAAGAGGGUAAGAGGGGGCGAAGCGGGCGCACGGAGGACAAAGCCAGGGAGAGGAGAAAAUCGGGGAAGGCGAUUUGGAGAGAGGAAGAAAGAGAGACCGCGCGCCAGCAGCGAUACGGUAGCAUGAGUUCGUACUUUGCGAAUUCGUACAUCCCGGACCUGCGCAAUGGCGGGGUGGAACACCCCCAUCAGCACCAGCAGCACUACGGGGCUGCCGUCCAGGUGCCCCAGCAGAGCCAGGCCGUGCAGCAGCAGCCCCAGCAGGCUUCGGACCCCUGCGACCCCGGCCUCCUCCGGCAGGGGGUGCCGGCCCACCACUAUGGCGCCGCCGAAGGGCCGCAGGCCAUGCCCUACCCCAGGUUUCCACCCUACAACCGCAUGGACAUCCGCAACGCCAACUACUAUCAGCAGCAGCAGGAACACGCCGGCAUGGACGGCAUGGCCGGCUACCGCUCGUCCUCGCCCACCUCGGGCAUGGCCCACAUGGGGCACACUCCCACCCCCAACGGGCACCCCUCGACGCCCAUCGUCUACGCGAGCUGCAAGCUCCAGGCGGCCGCCGUCGACCACCAGAGCAGCGUCCUCGACGGGCCCGACAGUCCGCCCCUCGUCGACUCGCAGAUGCACCACCAGAUGCACUCCCAGCACGCCCACAUGCAGGCCCAGCAGGCCCAACACCAGUCCCAGCCGCAGCCCCCGCCGCCCCACCAGCACAUGCAGCAGCAGCCGCAGCACAUGAUGUACCCCCAGCAGCAGCCGCAGGCCCAGGCCACCGCGCAGCCCCCGCCGGCCGCCAUGCACCCCCAGCAGCAGCCCCAGCCUCAGGCGCACCAGGGCGUCGUCGCGUCCCCCCUCGGUCAGCAGCAACAGGGCGCUCCUCAGGGCGCGGCCAGCGCCAACCUGCCCAGUCCCCUCUACCCGUGGAUGAGGAGUCAGUUCGAGAGGAAGCGGGGUCGGCAGACGUACACGCGGUACCAGACCCUGGAGCUGGAGAAGGAGUUCCACUUCAAUAGAUACCUCACCAGGCGGCGACGCAUCGAGAUCGCGCACGCCCUCUGCCUGUCGGAGCGACAGAUCAAAAUCUGGUUCCAAAACAGACGGAUGAAGUGGAAGAAGGAGAACAAGGCAAAGGGCGAGCCGGGCUCGGGCGACGGCGACACGGACAUUUCGCCGCAAACGUCGCCGCAGGGCUGAGAAUCCGAAGAAUGAGCUUCCAAAGAGGUCUCAUCUCUCAGGGUCGUACCUUGUCUCCAGCACUACCUCCUCCCCCGAUGACCUCCAAAUGACCCCCGCAGCAAUGACGCUUAUCUUGUCGUGUUAAUCAAGUUGCUCGUACCAAAAAGAAGACGAAGGACCGGGAGAGAACGCCACGGCGCCCACCGGAACCAAGAUGGCGGACGUGGAGAACGCGGCGGACGCGGCGAAGGCGCGAGAUGGCCAAAUACGUAAGAGAACGAGUAAACGAGGGAACGAGUGAGCGAGAGCGAAAGGCGGAUAUGCGCGAAAGGGACGGAGAGAAAGCGAGAGAAUGCGAGCGAGAGAGAGAAAGAGAGAAAGAGAUGAAGGCGGGGAUGCGUUACGGCGACGGGCUCGCGAAAGGACGGACGCGGAAACUCGAUCGCGCGCUAAUCGGAACCGCGUUAACCUCCGUUUAGUUUAAUCGGCGGUGUAUCGUUUACCGAAGUCCAGAGGGAAAAAUAGACGGAAGAGGGUUCGCUGGCUCGAAUUGAGAGCGACGGAGAGGACGCGAUCGGGCCGGACCGGUUGGUCCCUACUUUGGGCGCGAGCGAGACGGAGGAAUCGAGGAUGGCUUAAGAGGGAAACGAUGGGAUCGAGACGGAGAGAGAUAGGAACAUGGCCGGUGAACGAGAGCGAAGGAGAACCUGAACGAGUGGAGGAAUGAAAGGGCCCGGUGGAGAGAUUACUUAGGGAGAGUUUUAUUAUUUAUUCUCUUACGUCGUACACGUGUGGAGCGUAUGUAGCGUUUGCUAGUGUAGAUAGCGGUUACUCAUUACGUCUCUAUCGGCGGUAUAGAUUGACGGUUUAGUAAUUUAGAGAUGGUUUAGAUAGUUAGCGACUACCGCGGUGGCUCGGCGAGGCGUGGAUUGGCGGUCGACUGUGCCAAGUGUGAUCUUAAAUCGAUUCGAAGGGGGUGGAGGGUCCGCGAAAUGGGCAAGGGUGCGAGGGGAAAUUCGGGGCUCGGCGAGGGGAACGGAGAGAGAGGCGAGGAAGGGACGUGGACACGAUUUGCGAAGUGAAGCAACCCCGGGACAAAAAGGCCAAGGCACUCGCCAGGGGACGAUGGACUCGGGGGUCGAGUCGGGGGCGAAGACGCCGCCUUCGCGCUCACCCUCUUAGCACCCAGUGAUACACGGUGAUAUUUAAUAUCGAUACUGUAGGAUUUUUACUAUUGACUCGUCUCAAGAACGACACGCGUCGAGGGAGAGAAAGAGGACCGAGGCGGACGCGGAUGGCAUCCCGAAAACGGGGCCAGGAUGGGCUCCUUCGCCCUGGAGAACGGGAACCAGAGUGGCAGCUCGUGACGUCACAAGGUCAGUCUUUAACGUUAGAUUACGAGUAGUGCUUCGCGCACGAGUCUACCGACUCCAGGCUCCUCUCUCGGGUUCCUCUCGUCGAACCGAUCGGCUCGAUAUAUCGAUCUACCCUCGACUUAUCGGAAAUUCUUCGCGACUACGUCGGACCGGGCGCGCGGUUCCGCCAUUACCGUACUAUGUAACGUGUACUAAUUUCGAUAGGACUAUCUUAGUACCACAAAAUUACUAAAAAAAGUUACGCGCGCAUGUCUCCAUCCAAGACUUCAACGGGAGAUAUUUUAAGGAUCUAUAGAUUUUUCUACCCGGGGAUUACCUGGCAAUUCCAAAAAUGUUCGCCCCUUCUCGGUACAGAAGGGAAGCAAGAAACUACAAGAUUCGACGCCCCUUACGGGGUGCCGCCAUUAUUAACCGUCCAUGGGGAGAGGGGGAGAGGAAAUUUCUAUGUAAUUCCAGUCUCUUUAUCUUUUUACGUGCUCUUUUUUUUUUUACUGUUUCUCGGGCAUCGCGGGUGAUUUCCACCAGACCGAUGUCGCCGGUCCGACCGAGCAGUCCGCGGACGCGAUCGGGAAGAACCGAUUCGAUCGAGGAAUCGAUCAAUCGACCGAUCGUCGCGAGCGCGUUAUCGGGUCGCAGCGAGCCGGGAAAAUCGCGGGAAAUGGAGAGGCACGGGGGAAAACGAAAGUGAGAGAGAAAGGGGGCGAACCGGUGGCUUCGGCUCUCGGCAGCCGAAUGGCGCCGCGGCGAAUUCUGUGCUGUGUUGUAAAAUUAGUUCGACACUUAGUUUAUUGUACGCGAUUACGAUAUACGCAAUGAAAUAAUGUACCGUCGAGAGACGCAUAUUCUAUUUAAAGAUGGCGCGAGAGAGAGAAAGAGAGAAAGAGCGAAUGGGAGCGGGUGCAUGUAGCGCGAGAGGAUGAGAGACAGAAAGAGAGAGAGAGAGAGGAGAGCGAACGGAGAUGAGGAUCUAUAGGGUCGCGAAGUAUUUUGGGGUACCUCGGUGCCCCGUCCCCUCCCCACUUUGUAUAAUGACGCAUAGAACUGAUAUACGUAAAACGUGGUCCAGCUCGCGCGCGCGCGUUCAUCGAGCACGACCGGCCUUUCUUUCUCGAGAGAUUUAUUUAUGUAAUUUCGAUUUUUGAUGCGCAACGAAAUGUUAAAAAAGGAAAAUCCGAAGCCUCCGCUCGCUUCGAGACGCUCUCGAGACACGAUCGAGUCUGCCAUGUCACCCGUCGAUGACGUUUUUCGUCCUUUUCCGAUUUGAUCGCGACAUCGACAUCAUGGGAUUCGUAUACCGUGAUUGUCUCCUAAAGGUAGGGAAAUAACUGCAUGGGAUGGCGGGAGCAUUCUUGCACUUCGGGUUGGACAUUUUGGAGUGGUCUCUUUCACCGUUCGGUCGAAAACUUAGGGAAAUAUUUCCACGAAAUGGGUUGCGGAAAAGUGCAAUAGUAUUGCGAGGAGUCGGGAAAAAUAAAGGGAAAGUGCAUCUCGGUGACGUGGCCGGCCUCGAGCAUCCGACCAGUCGCAGCGAGCGGUGGCCGAGAGACACCCAAUGUACGUAAACAAUUUUCUAUAUCCCCAGGAUAUUAAAUAAUUCCUCAUACGUAGGCCGUGGACGUAGAUUCCUGGAGAAAACGAGCCCCUCGGUCGGCGCUACUGCGCGGCCCUUGGCUCCAGGGGAAGCGGCCAAUCGGCACGCCGGACUAUUGGCUAGCCACGCCCAUUUUACCCCUUCCCUGUCGGCCGCGCACUGGCACCGCAGCCGAGGGGCUCGCCUCGCGAAUACGCGUCCUCGUCCCGCUUCUAUAGAUACAACGCGGAAGAAAAAAAGAAUACACCGAGAAUGGGAAAAGGAUUCGUAGGUUUAAAAACUAAAAGUAUAAAUGCAAAUUAUAUAUUUUAUCUCUACUCGUAUAUAGCCGCGUAAAAGGUAAAUACAGAUAUACGUAAUUAAAAUUAAUUAAAGCAAAAAAAUACGCAAGUACCGUGGAUGUAUGUAAAGUAGAGGUUAACGAAAACGAAGAAAUGCGUACGUACGGAGGUGUGUCAUUAGGGUUAGAGCCUAAGGGAUAAGCUAACGUCUAAAGUCUAAAACUUAAGGAUUAGGGUUAAGAAAGAAAAAAAAAACAAACAAUACACACACACAGGCGUGUCGGUUGCAGCGGGCGGGGGCGGUGGUGGACAAAAUUUGGCGGAUCCGAAGAUCGACUAACCGAUUGCAGUGAAAAUUCCCAUUCGCAUGUAAACUCCGUAGGAGGAGGGGAGGGGGAUCACGGCGUAACUAGUGAAAGGAGGACGGCUCGUUGGGGGUUUGCGGGGGGUGUACAUAAAUUUAAUAUUUUAUCGGGGUGGCCCGCAAACGCCAACGGGACUCUUUUAGCGAGUGAAUUAUCGACGCGCGGCGAGACGUAGCUACUGGCCUGUCUUCAACGCUAUUAUUUAGUUGCGUAGUAUUUAUUAAUAACCUGUUAUAUAUUCUUACAAAGUGGACCUUUUUCCCCUUUUUGUUUUCACCGAAUGUGUAAUAAAUAUUUUUUACAACGCACCACUGCCUUGCGAUGUAUCUGUACUGCGAGCUCUCACCUCCCCCGGUAAGGACCGACGACGUUCUCUCGUUCCUCGUUUUUCUUGACUCUCUUUUUUUUUCUUCUUCUCCUCCCUCGAAUUAUUGUCACUGGACUUCCGCUCGAUCUCACGUCGUAUUUUCCUUUCAAUCGAGGAUGAUUACUUAUUAACCCGUGAAACGAGCGGCGCGAGGUCGGUGUCAAAAUUUCCCGGUCGACUUCCGGGUCGUCGGCGGCCAUUUUCGAUCCUCGGGUACUCGGAAGAAGUAGGGAAUCAAUCGAGAUAAAUCGGGGAAAUCUAAGCCACGUCCUCGCUCGCGCAUACGCCGAUGAGUUCCUGGCCCUGCUGCCGUUUCCCAGCGGGUGUCGCUAGUUGCGUAUGCCUAGAAUUAUGUACGAAAUCCGACGGACCCGGAGGAAGGUCCCAGCUUCCGGGCCAACCCCGUUUCCGUUUCCCGGCGGCCCUGAACUCCGUCUUUGGCAGAUUAUCGCGAGGUCAGGGGUGAUCGCGAGACCCGCUACAGCCGGCCUUAUAGGUACCGGUGAGAUGAGCAAAGUCCGACCUGGUCUUGCGGUCUUGGUCUUGGUUUUGCCAAUAUCGCCAGGACUUACUCUUGGCCUAGGUAGCGCACUUUUUACGAGACCAGGACCGAGAACUUAAGACCAGGGCCGAUUUUCCUCCUCACUGAUAAGUACCGCGCAAGCUAACUCGCGCAUAGGCGCACUCUGAUAGCCGGUGAGAGACCAUAGUCGAACUCGUUCCAAACUAGUCCGAAUAUAGCAGUUACGUUCGAUAGGGAAUCGCCGAGGGGAUGUGGAUGCGUGUCACUCGCGGAGAACCCUGAAUUUUGUGCAGCUACGGAAUCGACGGUUCCCCUGAUAUCCCUUUUUUUUCCCCCUUUUUUCUUAUUGUUCUUUCCCAUGUCUCCUUUUUUCAGACGGUCGUUACUUAACGGCAUUGUACUCGAUUACGUCCGAUGCGCUUUCCGCCGAGGUGGAGGCACCGAGGCCUCGCGAGGUCGACCUUAUCGCGCAGGUGAUAAGCCGAUCGAGCGGCCUCAAGGGACUCCACCUCGCUAAGAGACUGAUAUACUCAAAAAUUGCACCCGUCUCAGUGCGGGGCAAAACAGUCGCCUCGGGGCGGAACUCCUUCCCGAGUUCCAUAUCUCGUAAAAUUGAAAAAAAAAAAUAAUAAUAAAGGAAUCACUCUUAAUCAAGAUGGCGGAUCGCGACUGAUUUGCCCCAAGAAAUCGCGAUGUCGCACCGUCGAUCGAAUCGCCGUUUCUCGAUGUCCCUUUAUUUUCCUUUUGCUUCUCACUCUCCGUCUUACCUUUUUGAGAAUCCUUUCUGACGCUUCCUGUGUACAGCUCGGGUGAUACCGUUAAAGUAUGGCUAAGGUUUUAUACAGUGAUUUCGGAAAAUUGUCGUUUUGGAUACCGUAUUUUUAGAUCGAAAUCGGUCCGGAGUUUGAGGGAAUUCUUUCGAGGCGUUAUUUUCGGUCGAGCGCUCUUCGCGGGGGCUUUUGUUGCCGGUAAACCCUUUGAAGGUAUUCUCCAUUGCUGGUAGGACGGAAGGUAGGACCGGUCGAUCGAGAAACUGUAUUUCGAGGUAAGAGUUCUGUUUAUCGGCAGGGCAAUGCGAACGGCGACGUCUGACGUCGUGGUAUCGAAUCGCGAGCCGCGACCCUGUAUACGAGAUACCGUGUAGGUAAAGUAGGUACCUGUUCCCUAGAAUACAUUUCGGAGUACAGUAGCCGGAGCUCUAUGAUACUAUUUAUUACAGGGUGUCCUGUAAAUGACGAGGGGGGAUUCGUAUUAAAUUAAUCGACAGCUAGAGUAAGAGAAGACAAUAUUACGAGCGCCGCCGCGUCAUCGACCGCCUAUAAAAAAAAAAAAAAAAAGAGAGAAAUACAAG